This is a messenger RNA of Plasmopara halstedii, 2214 nucleotides long. Its product is annotated as serine threonine protein phosphatase 2a 59 kda regulatory subunit b. The coding region runs from base 1 to 2214 and encodes 737 amino acids. NCBI's taxonomy places the organism in Eukaryota, Oomycota, Peronosporomycetes, Peronosporales, Peronosporaceae. Gene Ontology annotation, molecular function: protein phosphatase regulator activity. Gene Ontology annotation, biological process: signal transduction. The record is from RefSeq and is a predicted model, not a curated record. Gene Ontology annotation, cellular component: protein phosphatase type 2A complex. The transcript has 3 exons.
AUGGCACAACGUGGGGAUAAAAGUACCAAGAACGAAAAGAGCGGCUUCUUUCGCAAAAUGUAUACGUCGAUUGGCACUUCAUCGCGACAAUUGGCAGCCAAUCGCCACGAAAAAACACCCCGGCGUGAUAGUACAAGCAGUGGAAAUAGCAGUGGAUACAAUCAAUAUAGUCCUAGUGAUGGCACCAUGACAAAUAGUGGGCACAAUGGGGGUGGUAGUCAUUCAAACCAUGGUAAGCACCACAGCUUUCAUACGCAUAUGCCAUUUUCUCGCGACGAAGCACGUAAUAACACGAAUGAAGCGCAUCAAAGUAUCCUGUCCAAGCGUCCGAGUCUUAUUGUACCAUUCACAAAUCAACAGCAGCUUACCAAUGGUGCACCAGCUAAUCCAACGGAAGGCGUCCAAAAUUAUCUUGAUGACUUUCAGGCUCCUAUUUCCAAGUCAGGCGUGCUAAUUAAACAAGCUAACCACUUUAAAACGUGGAAAAAGCGUCUUAUGGUGCUUAAAGGACACUCUUUGUUUUACUACGUGUCUGGCACGUCAGGUGAAGAUUCAUAUCCGCGAGGAGUGAUUCCACUGCAGGGCGUGCGAAUCACACCGAUCGACUCUGCGCGCUUUAAGCGUCAGAAUUGCUUUGAGAUUUGUCAUCCGGGAUAUCGUCCUAUUUACCUGAUGGCUAAAAGUGAGGCGGAUUUAAGUGUCUGGAUGAGCAGUUUAACAUCAGCUGCGAUGCCUACAACAGCUGAUCGCAAGAUGCUUCUUGUUACGGAGCCGCUGGAAUCGCUCUUUAAUACCCCAGCUUUGGAAGAUGCUGUACCAUAUAAACGGACGUAUUAUUUUCGACAGAAAGUAGCAUUUUGUAUGCCGCGAAAAGAGGAUGCAGGGUAUACAGCGGGUGAACUCUUUGAUCUAAACGAAAAGCGCUUGACAACGCUUUGUGAUCUCAAUAGCUACUGCGAUUCGUUUCCAAUGAUCUUGGACGAUCCGCAGCUUUUUGUGGAAUUGCUACAUGUUGUAGGUUGCUAUAUCUUUCGUCCGUUUGCUCGUCGACAGUCGACGUCGCCUGGCAAUAUUUUUGUUGAAGAGCCGAGCCCCGAAGAGGUGAAUAUGCUUGAGAACCCGAUGGAUAAAUACUCCGAAUAUACGACUGAAGAACAGAUGUGGGGACUACUUUCGGCCUGUUACGAUCUACUGCUGAAAGCAAUUGAACAUAUUGACAAAUUAGAAAAGCAUGUGCGGAAAGAAUUUUUUCCUUUACGGUUCAUCGCACAGCUCGUGAAUUUGUUCAAGUCACCGUCCUUCAAAGAACGACAGGUUUUAAAAGGAGUGCUUCAUCGACUGUACUAUAAACUCACGCAGCGACGGUCAGCAAUUCGAAAGGAAAUUGCCAACACAUUCUACGAGUAUAUUUAUGAGACAUCGAACCACUACGGCGUGGCAGAGCUGCUUGAGAUAUUAGGAAGUAUUGUCAAUGGCUUUGCAUGUCCAAUUAAGCACGAACACGUGGUUCUCUUGGAGAAGGCUUUGAUUCCAUUACACUCUACGCCCGCUUUCAUUUCGUACCAUCAGCAACUCGCGUAUUGCAUGAUUCAGUACGUGUCUAAGGACCACACGCUCUUUACUUCAAUUAUUCGUGGUUUGAUCAAGUACUGGCCGGUGGGUAACUCAUUUAAGGAAGUCGUCUUCAUCGUGGAGUUUGAGGAAAUGCUCGAGCACGUGCUGGCCGAGACGGAUUUUGACUUGAUUUCACCAAAAUUGGCGCGGAGAUUGGGAAAAUGUAUGAUGAGUGAUCAAUUUCAGGUAGCAGAGCGUGCGAUUUUGUGCUGGGGCUCCCCGGCAUGCUUGCGCAUCAUGAAUGAGUACGAAAAUCUGGGUCAAGGCAUGUUUAAUGUGAUUAAGCCGUUCUUACAAGGAGCGGUAACAGGACAUUGGAAUACGCUUAUUCAACAGAAAGCCCAGGAAACGUAUAUUUUGUACUACAAUAUGGGGUACGAUAGUGCUGAUGUUGCAACGACGCUGUCGCCAUUAGUAUCGGAUGAAAAGGGAUUGGAUAGCAGUGCUAAGACGGAGGAAUCCGACCAAGACGAAGAGAUUACUUCUAACGAGGCAAAUCUGUCGAUGUCUGUUCGACUCUCAGCAUCAAAUGCAGUAGAACCAUUAGAUGUAGUGCUGUCCGACGAAGAGGACGAAGAUGAAACGUCAAAAGGAUUCUAA